AUGUCACGCCCUCGUCGAUCGGUAGUAGCUCAGCCAGAAGCAGAUCGAGACUCGAAUGUCGAUCCUGACUACCUCGCUCUAAGCGCAAAACAGCGAAGGAAUAUUGACAGAGCUUUCAAUAGAGGGAUACAGAUACUAGAAGCAAGAGGGAGGAAAAGAAGGAAGGUUCAACAUUCGCCAGCGCCCAAGAAGAACGAACAAGGGGGCUUUGUAGAUGAUGUUGAAGGAGGGGGGUUCAUGGUGGAAGAUGCUGGUGGUGAAGGGGGAUUCGUACCUGACGAUGAAGGGGGUGGGGUCAUGUCAGAAGAUAACGAUGGAGGAGGAUUCAUGAUGGAUGAUGAUGAUCAAGCAGGAGGAGGUUUCCUACCAGAUGAUCAAGAAGAUCAAACCUCAUCGACAAAUACUGGAAAACGAAUACCAUUGCAUCUCCUUCCUUCUUUACUUAGCUCAUUGGGUCUACCGUCCGAUGAAGAUGUGCUGGCGGUUUUCAAAGCUUCUGCAUCGGGAUGGGAAGACGAUGGGGAAGACAACUCACGUCGAACAGGUAAAAGGGGAGCAGGAGCGGAGGGGGAGGAAGAAGGAGGUGCAGGAGUGGAAUUGAAAGACUUCAGAGCUGUUUGUGCGGCUUUAAUGGGUCCGGACGAUGACAACGGUGAUGGUGAGGAAGAUGAGGAUGAGGAUGACUUUGAAAUACCUUCAGAAGAAUCUGAAUUAUCAUCUUUGUCAGGAUCGGAAUAUGGUGAAGACAAUGAUAAUAUUUCCCGAACCAAAGGGAAGAACAAAAGUGGGAAUAAAGUCAAAUCGAGAGAUUUUGCUGAAAUCGAAUCCGAAUCACAAUCACCUAUAUCUAAACGGAAAGGAAGGAAAGGAAAGAAUCUAGAUAUCGACUCAAGUGGAAGAAUCAAAUUGAGUUCAAGACAGAAAGAAUUAGCUAAAGAUAUUUGGGAAAUGUUGAAACCCCCUUCGUCCACCAGGAAAGGUGAAGGCUACGUGUUAGGUAGAGAUGAAGUGAAGAAGUGGGUUAGAGAGCUGGGUGAGAUGUGGACGGACGAAGAGAUUACGGAAAUGGUCAGCCUCUUCUCCACGCAACAUGAAGCUAGAGGAUUAUCAUUUGAUGAUUUUGGGGGUGUCAUGUUACGAGCUGGAUUAGUUUGA
Kwoniella botswanensis is the source of this 1155-nucleotide messenger RNA. RefSeq lists its product as uncharacterized. The transcript is spliced from 3 exons. Bases 1 to 1155 code for a protein of 384 amino acids. NCBI's taxonomy places the organism in Eukaryota, Fungi, Basidiomycota, Tremellomycetes, Tremellales, Cryptococcaceae. The record is from RefSeq and is a predicted model, not a curated record.